AUGAGUACUACAAUUACCAUAAAGAAUGCUGGAAAGACUUACACUUUUGAUGUUGGUGCAAGUGACACUGGUAUCGAUUUGAAAAAGAAGAUUCAGGAACAGACUUUGAUUCCAUCAGAGAGACAAAAGAUCUUAGUCAAGGGGGGCAAAUUGAACGAUGACACUUUGUUAUCAACUUUGGAUUUCAGUAAACCAGUUAUGGUUUUGGGUACGCCAGACAAGUUGACGGCGCCUAUUGAAAAACCCAAAUUCAUUGAAGAUAUGGGAGAUGUUGCAAAAGUGGACAAUAACCCCGUGGGUAUUCCAAACUAUGGAAACACGUGCUAUCUUAAUUCAAGUUUACAGAUUCUCUAUCAAAUAGACGAUGUGAGGAACAAUAUUCAAGAGUACAAGGGAACUGACAAUUUCACAAUAGCGUUGAGAAACACGUUUCAACAAAUGGAAAAGAAACAAGGCUCGGUUAACAUUGCUCUAUUUUUGACUGUGUUCAGAAGUGUUUACCCUCAAUUUGCUGAACAAAGAAACGGGAUCUAUGCUCAACAGGAUGCAGAAGAAGCAUUUUCCCAGAUUUUGACCACGCUAAAGCUGAAUUUGAAAAUUGCCGAUUUAUUCAAACUCGAAUCCAAAGUGGAGACAAAGAGUUUGGCAAAUAAUGAAGAUGUUUCGUAUGGAAUUGAGGAUGCAUUCAAGUUAAAUUGUCACAUUGAUAUCAAAACGAAUUUCUUGAGAGAUGGUAUUCUUGGUGGGUUGACUGAAACAAUCACCAAGCACAAUGACACAUUGAAUGCAGAUACCGAGUAUGAAGUUUCCAAAAAGAUUACCAGAUUACCUAAGUUUUUGGUUGUGCAUUUCAUUAGAUUCUUUUGGAGAAGAGAUAUCAAUAAAAAGUCCAAGAUUUUAAGAAAAGUUCAAUUUCCAUUUGAGUUGGAUCUUUCUGAAUUUUUGGAUGAUUCAAUUAGAGAAGAAAAGAACAAGAAUCGUGAUAUAGUCAGAAAAGUUGAGAAAGAUAAUCUUGACUUGAAACGUGAUUUCAAAAAGGCCAAAAAGGAACACAAUGAAGAUGAAGAGUUGAAAAUUGCUUCAAUAAAGAGUAAGUUUCAGGAUGAUUUGACAACUGCUCUUCCUGGUGUCAAUUUUGAAACCACCACCGAAAAUCCAUCCUCGGUUUAUGAACUCAAUGCAGUAAUAACUCAUAUGGGAGCCAGUGCUGACGGUGGUCAUUAUAAAGCGUAUGUCAAGGAUCCUAAUGACCUUGAGGGCGAAAACUGGUGGCUUUUCAAUGAUGACAAGGUGAGUUCAGUAUCAAGAGAAAAAAUCGCUACAUUAGCAGGUGGUGGUGAAAGUGAUUCAGCAUUGUUGUUGAUUUAUAAAGGAUUAGCGUUAUAG
Molecule: messenger RNA, 1386 nt
Organism: Lodderomyces margitis
Lineage: Eukaryota; Fungi; Ascomycota; Pichiomycetes; Serinales; Debaryomycetaceae
Gene: UBP6
Product: ubiquitin-specific protease
Exons: 2
Coding region: 1-1386 (461 amino acids)
Biological process (GO): proteasome-mediated ubiquitin-dependent protein catabolic process; regulation of proteasomal protein catabolic process; protein deubiquitination
Molecular function (GO): proteasome binding; cysteine-type deubiquitinase activity; protein binding
Source: RefSeq, a predicted model, not a curated record